Messenger RNA from Striga hermonthica, 840 nucleotides. The record is from the annotation of a GenBank genome assembly. NCBI's taxonomy places the organism in Eukaryota, Viridiplantae, Streptophyta, Magnoliopsida, Lamiales, Orobanchaceae.
AUGGCGGUAGCCUACCCGCAAUUUACAGCCACCGAUACCCACGCGCCGCCGCUGCCGAUGGCCCCCCUCCUCACGCAGGACGACCUGAAGAGAAUCGCCGCCUACAAGGCCGUCGAGCACGUGAAGUCCGGGAUGGUCGUCGGGCUCGGCACGGGCUCCACGGCCCGACACGCCGUGGACCGCAUCGCCGACCUCCUGAAGCAGGGGAAGCUCAGGGACGUCGUCGGCGUGGCCACCUCCACGAAGACGCGCGACCAGGCCGCCUCCCUCGGCAUCCCGCUGUCAGAUCUGGACACCCACCCGGCCCUAGAUCUGGCGAUCGACGGCGCCGAUGAGGUCGACCCGGAUCUGAACCUGGUGAAGGGCCGUGGCGGGUCCCUGCUCAGAGAGAAAAUGAUAGAAUCGGUGAGCAAAAAAUUCAUCGUCAUCGUGGAUGAAUCCAAACUAGUGAGCCACAUCGGUGGGAGCCGGCUCGCCAUGCCGGUGGAGGUAAUUCCCUUCUGCUGGGAGCAUUCCCUGAGAAGGUUGGUGGGUCUGUUCGCCGAUAGGGGCUGUUUUGGGGAGCUGAGAAGGAGUUGCGGGGAGGUUGGGCAGAUCUACGUGACGGACAACGGUAACUACAUAAUCGACCUGUAUUUCGAGAGGGAAAUUGGGGAUUUGAAGGAGGCCGGCGACCGAAUUCUUAGGCUUCCGGGGAUUGUGGAGCACGGGAUGUUUGUCGGGAUGGCGACGUCGGUGAUUGUGGCCGGCGUUAACGGCGUGACGGUGAAGACGAAGGUGGUUGGGGGUGGAUUGGAGGUUGAUUGUUUUAGUUAUGGGGAUUUGAGGAAUGGGUUUUGA